GCAUGCUUAUAUUAUUAUUGUAAAUAUAACGAAAUAAUGUUCUAAUGUAAUGUACAUAUAUUGCAUAAUAGUUGUGACACAUCUAUAGAUAUAACUAUGUAGAAAAUCAAUAUUCCAUCACCAUGCCAAUGGUGAAGGCACAACAUUCGUGAAGCACAUUGUGAUGAUCCCACGUGCAAACGAGAUAUGGCAGAGUUCUCUUUAAAUAUCCAGAAACAUAUUAAGGCAGGUCUUGUUGUGAGUGGAAAAUUUGAUGGAUCGCACGCGUGUCUCGCGGCUGCUACACCUGGUGGAAAUAUUUUGGUGCAUAGUCCUCAUAGGCAACCGCAGAUCGAUUACUCCGAUCACAAUAAGCAAUCCAAUAAAAGAUUAUCGUGGAGCGGGGAACUGGCGGAGCUUCAAAUUGGUGCCGAGGUGAAAUCAUUAUGCACCGGUCGCCUUGGAGAGGACGAGCGGGAUAUUCUGCUGAUCGGUACUGUCUCUCAUGUGCUCGCUUAUCAUGUGGAAGAUAAUGCCGAUGUCUUCUACAAAGAGAUGUCAGACGGCGCGAAUUGUAUAAUUGUUGCGAAAGUUGGUUGGCUACCUAAUCAAGUUGCAAUAGUAGGUGGCAAUUGUUCAGUCACGAUUUUAGAUGCUCAGGGUAUGGAAAUAUUUUGGAUCGUGAUGGGAGGCGUCGUCACUUCUCUGACAGUGUUUGAUUUUGAUGGAGAUGGCGAAAAUGAGUUACUGAUCGGUACAACGGACUUUGAAAUUAGAGUGCAAAAGGAAGAUACUAUGCUUUGGGAAACUAAAGAAACAGCAGUGAUUACUGCUCUCACUGAUCUUUCAAACAGACAGUUCGCUUAUGCUGUUGAUAAUGGAACAAUCGGUGUCUAUGAAGCAGGACAGAGAUUGUGGAGAGUUAAGUCAAAGCACAAAGUAGUAUCUGUAGGAACUUUCGAUAUAAACGGCGAUGGUACACUAGAGUUAAUUACUGGUUGGAGUAGCGGGAAAGUGGAUGCGAGAACGUACAAUACUGGCGAGGUCAUGUUUAAAAUUCAGUUGCCAUCCAGUGUAGCGGGUAUAGUGGAUGCUGAUUAUCGAAGAACGGGCAAGCCUGAUUUAGUGGUUAUUUCUACUAAUGGCGAAAUACGUGGAUAUAGUACUGGAUCUGCGAUGCAAACUCCAGAACCUGGAGAGCUAAUACGUGAGUUAUUAGCUAGAAAGCAGGCGCUUCAAAUGGAAUUGCGACAAAGGGCUGCAACUGGUUCCAAUAUGUAUUAUGGAUCAAGAUUAGCCAUCAGUUUGUUGACACAAAGGGGUGCAGCUCGCGUUGCACUUGCUGCUGGUCCUGGACUUUUGGUACAUUGCGCUAUAGUCUUUGCUGAGGGUGUUUUUGAGGGUGAAACGUUGGUAACGCAUCCCAAUCGGCCACAAGGAGAAUUAGAGAUCGCGCUUUAUCCUGCCAAAAAUGAUCCCGUGGACAUCCACGUUAAAGUAUAUGUUGGACCUCCUGGUGCCGACUUAUUGCAGGUUUUCGAGGUAACGCGCCAGUUGCCAAAAUUCUGCAUGUACGAAGUCAUCCCGAAACCGCAACAGAUCUCGGAAGAAUUAUCGAGUAAUGGCGUUAUAGCAGAUGUCGCGGAGAGACCGCAGCGCAUCGCCAUUUGGUUGAAUCAGAGUCUCAUCCUGGGAGAGGAACUGGAGAUCGCGGAAAAUGGUUCAAAUGCCGGAUGUAUCGAAGUGUGGCUUCGCGGGAUGCGGGACAACGAAAUACACUGCUUCAAGUCGAAUGCGAAUGGGAAAGUGAUUAUCCAGACGGAUGAUUCGACAUUUGCUGGCGAUAUCAUUCAAUCUCUCGCUAUGUAUUUAGGCGUCAGAGAGCUGAACUCGGAAGCCACGUUUCCUGCAGAAGAGACGAGAAUGCUGGACGCAUUGGAACGUGUUAAAGGUUUGAAGGAAGUCGAGGCGCGACUCCAGGCGGAAGCCGCGGGCGGCGCCAAUCUUUUGAAGAGUAUUGUAAUUCGUUUAGAAGACGCUAGGAUCCUCGAGAAUAUCGACGAUAUGCGAAAAAGAUUGAUGCAGUUAAAGAAUAUCAACGGCGACUUGAUCCGAGAACACGAAAUUCGGCUGAACAGUCAUCGAGAACUCGCAGCCAGUCUGAAAGAAUUGAAUAUCGGUGUGCAGCGUGCGGCGAGACUCAGAGUCGGGAAAGCUGCCUUCAACGCGGUAUCUCGUUGCAGAGCAGCAAUACAAGACGAAAAUUCGAAAGCUCUUGCGCUCGCGAUAAAGCACGGGUAGCUUAAAUAAGCUACAGGAUGGUUAUAUGCAAUAAAAUUCUCGAUUUUAUAAUUGCAUAAGGAUUUUCCUUAUGUAAUGCCGUGUAUAUUUAAAAAAUCGUGGCACUAUCGUGGUGCAUGCGUGAAUCUGCAUCAUUAACAAAAAAUGAAAACUUUAUUGUCUUGCCACGUUAUAUGCAAAAAGAGUUUUUCUUACAAAUAUAUUAUUUAUUAAAACA
This is a messenger RNA of Nylanderia fulva, 2497 nucleotides long. RefSeq names its product BBSome complex member BBS2. Lineage: Eukaryota; Metazoa; Arthropoda; Insecta; Hymenoptera; Formicidae. The record is from RefSeq and is a predicted model, not a curated record. Gene Ontology annotation, biological process: non-motile cilium assembly. Gene Ontology annotation, cellular component: neuron projection; membrane; motile cilium.